UUUAUUUGUUUGACAGCUUCCUCUUUGUGUAAUUUAUGCUUACAGCGGUUGUUAUGUUGUAAAUACGUUGUUUAUUAAACCAAAGGCGGAUCUAUUUUCUUAUCAAGGCUAUGAAUUUAGUGCUAAUGGAAUUUAAAGUUCUCUCAGUCCUCCGAUAUCUACAUUACGAUUAAAAUAGUUACACGUGUGGCUGUAAUAACAUAGGGGUGUUCUAUUUCACAAGACCCUCAUUGAAGAUCCCUUGGACCCUACAACAAUUGAUCUGCAUUCUUCUUUAUCUGAUUUUACCUCAAACAAAUUUAAAAUGCAUUUGCUUUGUUGCAGUUGAUCUUAAAACUUGCGGAAUAAGGAUAAAUUAAUGCAAUUAGUUCCUGCAGAAGGCAUGAUCUUAAUAGGCUGUAGUGUCAUACUGUUUUUCACAAGUCUAACUCUGGGAUCAAAAUAUGAUGAAGGAAAGAACAGAGGUACUACCAAAGAAUACUGUGAUUCUGAAAACUGCGGCAACCUGAAGAGAAAACUAAUUUACAAUGAAGAAUCAAUAAGUUUGUCUAUCAACGAGAAUGAUGAGAAGUUUAUAGAACAAUUCUUUCCAAGUACUUUAAAAUCUCUCCCAUCCACGGAUUGUCGUAAAUCUCGGGAAGACUUCUGUUUGACAUGGGGAGAUUCACUAAAAGCUACCAUGAAGAAGAAAUCCCUAAAAGGGCAGAAAUGUUUUGAGUUGAACUUCAGUUCCAAACCGUCAUCAGACAUACUUCCUACAUCCUGUAUCCCGCUAGAAGGAGCAGCUUGGUACGGGGGAGCAGAAUUACACCGACAGAGAUGGCCGCUCAAUGACGUCAGCUUACCCAUGCAGCCAUUCAUUUCAAACGAUAUCGUUCCAGAAAAGUCUGCAUUUGGUAAUGUCUUGGAGCCAUACUGGAUAAACUCUAAGGGGGUUGGUCUAUACGUAGAUGACGUCACUCCUCUGCAUGUAGCAAUUAAUGAAAAGAAAUCUCGUUUAUUGUGCCUACAAGCGAAAUUCCAGGAGCCACACUUUCGAAGAGCUACAUCUCAGUACCUAAUGCUUAAUUAUACUAUAUGCAAGCAAAGAAAUGUGAGAGAAAUAAGAAACUUUAUUCAUGAUUUGAUAUUCGACGUUCCAAACAAAAUGCCAGACAAAAGAAUGAUAAAAAGUCCCAUCUGGUCGACCUGGGCCAGAUAUAAGACUCUUAUAAAUCAAACAAAGGUUUUACAAUUUGCUGAAGAAAUCAGACAUUAUGGAUUUUCUAACAGUCAAAUUGAAAUUGACGACAAGUUUACAACAAAGUACGGGGAUUUUGACUUUGAUCCCGAUAAAUUUCCAGACCCUUUAGGAAUGAUUCAGCAGUUAAAUGCAGAUGGAUUUCGGACAACAGUUUGGAUGACACCUUUUGCAAAUCUAGACUCUGUUGCCUUCUCGGAGGGAUUGGAUAAAGGAUAUUGGUUGAUGGAUACAUCUGGGAAGGUUCCAGCAUUGGUUAAAUGGUGGCAAGGAAUCGGUGGCAUUAUUGACGUCACUAAUGAAGAGGCUGUAGAGUGGUUUGUUCGACGUCUGCGCGAGAUGCAGACUGAAUAUCAGAUCGAUUCUUUCAAGUUUGAUGCCGGUGAAAUGACUUAUUUGCCAUCUUCGUACUCAACUCGGUACAACCUGGGAAAUCCAGGAUUUUUCACCACUCUAUAUGUAGACAUGGUUUCUAGAUUCGGCGAUAUGAUUGAAAUAAGAUGUGGGUACAAAUCGCAGAGACACCCUGUGUUUGUACGCAUGGGCGAUAAAGAAUCUACAUGGGACUAUGAAAAUGGUUUUAAAACCCUUGUACCCACAGUCCUCACCAUGGGUAUUCUUGGAUAUCCAUACAUACUUCCGGAUAUGAUAGGCGGGAAUGGUUAUGGAGAAAAUCUCGGUAUCGACGUAGUUUUGCCGGAGAAGGAACUCUACAUCCGAUGGCUCCAACUUACGGCGUAUUUGCCAUCAAUGCAGUUCUCAUUUGUACCUUGGGAUUUUGACGACGAAGUCGUUGAGAUUGCAAAAGAAAUGGUUAAAAUUCAUGAGGAAGUAGUAACUCCUAUUUUAUUAAAAGCUUCCAAUGAAGCUCAAAAGUCAGGAGCACCUUUGAUACGGCCAUUAUGGUGGAUCGAACCGGAAGUCGACGAGGCGCUGAAUUGUGAUGAUGAAUUCCUGGUUGGAGACUCGUUACUUGUUUCUCCGAUAACAGACAGGGGUUCUAGGUCAAGGGACAUUUACAUUCCACGGGGAGAAUGGCGUGAUAAUCUUCACGGAAAUACGAUCACUGGACCAGUUACACUCAGGAACUAUGAAGUCACUCUACGACAAGUAGCGACUUUUGAACUGUUAGAUGAUGUAAAAUUUUAAAAUUAGAUUGAUAUUUACAAUAUUGGUGUUGAAUUUUGAUAAAUUUUACUAUUUAA
This is a messenger RNA of Saccostrea echinata, 2445 nucleotides long. Its product is annotated as myogenesis-regulating glycosidase-like. Gene Ontology annotation, biological process: carbohydrate metabolic process. Lineage: Eukaryota; Metazoa; Mollusca; Bivalvia; Ostreida; Ostreidae. The record is from RefSeq and is a predicted model, not a curated record. The transcript has 2 exons. Gene Ontology annotation, molecular function: hydrolase activity, hydrolyzing O-glycosyl compounds. Bases 359 to 2389 code for a protein of 676 amino acids.